AUGUUAGAUGUCGUCGAAGCUCAACUAACUGGAGGUAAAUACGAUUUUAUCGUAAUUGGAUCUGGAUCUGCUGGAAGUGUUGUUGCAAGUCGGCUUUCAGAAAACCGUAAAGUUAGUGUUUUACUGCUUGAAGCUGGCUCGGCAACACAGCACCCUUUAGCUUUUGUUCCCGCUGCGGCGAUUAUGCAACCUGAAAGCUCCAUUUGGAAUUGGAAAUUCACGUCAGAGCAAUCCGAAGGAAACUGCCUCGGUAUGGUGGAUCAAAAAUGUUGCUUUCCACACGGAAAACUUCUUGGCGGUACAUCAGUACUUAAUUCGAUGAUGCACACGCGUGGUAACAAAGCCGACUAUGAUGGUUGGGAGCUAGACGGAUGGAAUUGGGAUGAAGUGUUGCCAUAUUUUAUGAAAGCUGAACGGAAUACUUUAGAUUCUGCAAGAGGAAAAUUCGAUCCGAAUGUUCAUGGCACAAAGGGUAAAAUGAAUACAAAUUUCGCGGACUAUCGUACAAUCAUCUCAGAAGACGUAUAUAAAGCAGCCAAAAAGCUGAAUUAUGCAUAUGAUUUUGAUUACAAUAAUGGAAGUCAAUUGGGAGUGCAUUAUCUUCAAUGUAACACUUUUGAAGGAAAACGAGAAGAUACCGGCACGAGAUAUAUUCGAGAUGUUCUUCCACGAUCUAACUUAGAGGUGAGUGUCGACUCGCACGUAAUGAAGAUUUUGUUCGAUGGAAAUAAAGCAACGGGUGUUUUGUUCAAACGAGGAGGACUUACUUUCAAAGCAACGGCUACGAAAGAAGUAAUAUUAAGUGCUGGUGCAGUAAAUUCCCCACAACUCUUAAUCUUGAGUGGAAUUGGACCUCAAGAGACUUUAACUAAAUUUGACAUUCCUCCGGUAAAAUAUUUACCGGUAGGUCAAAACUUUCAAGAUCAUCCUUUUAUUCUUGGUCCAACGUAUAUGUUAAACACUACAGGAAAUUCCAUUGAUCUUGGAGAUGUCAAUUUGUGGAAUGUUCUUAUGUUGAUUUUUAGUGAGCCAAAUCCAUUGCACAUCCCUCAUGCCUCUGAAGGGUACGUCUUUGUUAGAAAGGAGAACUCUCCAUUGCCUGUUGGUGUUCCCGAUAUUGAACUUAUAAUAACAUCGUCAGACGUUACCAAAAGUGGCCAUUGGCAACGAGAUUAUUUUUGCAUAGAACCUGGAUUUUACGAUAAAGCUUUCGGAAAAUUGAAAAGCAAUAAAAAAGACAGUAUAACACUUGCACCUAUGUUGCUUCAUCCAAAAACAGUGGGAAACGUUACAAUUCGUGACACAAACCCAUUCUCAAAGGCAGUAAUUAACUACCCAAUGUUUAAAGAUCCGUAUGACAUAGAAGCGAUGCUUUUCGGAAUUCAUGAGGCACGAAAGAUAAUCGAGUCUCCUUACUUUGCUAAAUACAAUCCGCAACUGUUUCGGUAUGAUAUUGAUGCUUGCAACCAUUUGAUAAAAGACGAAAAUGACGGAGGUACAGAUGAAUGGUGGCUUUGUGUGUUAGCUUACGUGCAAACGACGCUCCAUCAUGACUCGGGAACGUGUCGCAUGGGCACUGAAGAAGAUGUUAGAACUGUCGUAACGCCAGAUUUGAAGGUUAAAGGUAUCCAAAAGUUGAGAGUAGUUGAUGCUUCGGUCAUUCCGGAAGUCAUUUCAGGACAUACGGCAGCGCCAACUAUGAUGAUCGCUGAAAAGGCAGCACAUCUCAUCAAGUUGGAGCAUAAUUUUUCCCUUUCAGAAAAUCGUAAGGUCAGGGUUUUACUGCUUGAAGCUGGUUCAGCAACACAACAUCCUUUAGCUUUUAUUCCUGCUGCGUCAGCUUCGCAACUUGAAACCAACCUGUGGAAUUGGGAGUUCACAUCAGAAAAAUCCGAUCGGAAUUGCCUUGCUAUGGUAGAUCAAAAAUGUUGCUUUCCACACGGUAAAACACUUGGCGGCACAUCAGUAAUCAAUGGAAUGAUGUACACGCGUGGUAAUAAAGGCGACUUUGAUGCAUGGGGUCUUGACGGAUGGAGUUGGGAUGAUGUGUUACCGUAUUUUAUGAAAGCCGAACGGAAUAGUUUGGAUCCCGCAAGGGGAAAAUUCGAUCCGAAUGUUCAUGGCACAGAGGGUAAAAUGAAUACAAAUUUCGUGGACUAUCGUACAAUCAUCUCAGAAGAUGUAUAUGAAGCAGCCAAAAACUUGAGCUAUGCAUAUGAUUUUGAUUACAAUAAUGGAAGUCAAUUGGGAGUGCAUUAUCUUCAAUGUAACACGUUUGAAGGAAAACGAGAAGAUACCGGCACGAGAUAUAUUCGAGAUGUUCUUCCGCGAUCUAAUUUAGUGGUAAGUGUAGAUUCACACGUAACGAAGAUUUUGUUCGAUGGAAAUAAAGCAACGGGAGUUUUGUACAAAUCACUUGGAAUUACUUUCCAAGCAAUCGCCAAAAAGGAAAUAAUUUUAAGUGCUGGCGCAAUCAAUUCUCCGCAACUCCUAAUCUUGAGCGGAAUUGGACCUCAAGAGACUCUAACUAAAUUUAAGAUUCCUAAGGUAAAAUAUUUGCCAGUAGGUCAAAACUUUCAAGAUCAUCCUUUUGUUUUUGGUCCAACGUAUAUGUUGAAUACCACCGGAAAUUCCGUUGGUGUUGGAGAUGUUAAUUUGUGGAAUUUGCUUAUGUUAAGCAUUAAUGAGCCAAAUCCAUUACACAUCCCUCAUGGUUCAGAAGGUUACGUUUUUGUUCGAAUGAAUGAUUCUCAUUUGCCUAGUGGUGUUCCUGACAUUGAACUUAUAUUCUCAGCCACUGAUAUUACCAACGCUGGUGACUACCAACGAGAUUAUUUUUGCAUUGAAAAACAAUUUUACGAUAAGGCGUUUAAAAAAUUGAUAGAACAUGAAAAAGAUUCUGUCACAUUAGCACCUAUGUUGCUCCAUCCAAAAACAGUGGGAAACGUUACAAUUCGUGACACAAACCCAUUCUCAAAGGCAGUAAUUAACUACCCAAUGUUCAAAGAUCCGUACGACACAAAAGCGUUACUAUUUGGAAUUCAUGAGGCAAAAAACAUAAUCGAAUCUUCUUACUUUGCGAAAUACAAUCCACAACUAUACCAAUAUGACAUCGAAGAAUGCAACGCAUUCAUGUUUGAUACUAACAAUUGGUGGCUUUGUGUGAAAGAUUACUUACAAACAACACUCCAUCAUGAUUCUGGAACUUGUCGCAUGGGCGUUGAAGAAGAUGUAAGAACUGUCGUAACGCCCAAUUUAAAGGUUAAAGGGAUUCAAAAGUUAAGAGUUGUUGAUGCUUCGGUCAUUCCGGAAGUCAUUUCAGGACAUACUGCAGCGCCAACUAUGAUGUUAGCUGAAAAGGCAGCACAUCUCAUCAAGUUGGAGCAUAAUAUUCAGUAA
Messenger RNA from Culicoides brevitarsis, 3399 nucleotides. RefSeq lists its product as uncharacterized. Bases 1 to 3399 code for a protein of 1132 amino acids. Gene Ontology annotation, molecular function: flavin adenine dinucleotide binding; oxidoreductase activity, acting on CH-OH group of donors. The transcript is spliced from 3 exons. The record is from RefSeq and is a predicted model, not a curated record. Lineage: Eukaryota; Metazoa; Arthropoda; Insecta; Diptera; Ceratopogonidae.